Closterium sp. Naga37s-1 is the source of this 3069-nucleotide messenger RNA. The record is from the annotation of a GenBank genome assembly. Lineage: Eukaryota; Viridiplantae; Streptophyta; Zygnematophyceae; Desmidiales; Closteriaceae.
AUGAGAAUAGGUGAGGUGCGUGGUGUGAGAAUAGGUGAGGUUCGUGGUGUGAGAAUAGGUGAGGUGCGUGGUGUGAGAAUAGGUGAGGUGCGUGGUGUGAGAAUAGGUGAGGUGCGUGGUGUGAGAAUAGGUGAGGUGCGUGGUGUGAGAAUAUAUGAGGUGCGUGGUGUGAGAAUAGGUGAGGUGCAUGGUGUGAGAAUAGGUGAGGUGCGUGGUGUGAGAAUAUAUGAGGUGCGUGGUCUGAGAAUAGGUGAGGUGCGUGGUGUGAGAAUAGGUGAGGUGCGUGGUGUGAGAAUAGGUGAGGCGUGGGCGGCCGCAUAUGGGCUUACCGCAAACUCCUCCCACCCGCCCGCCGAGGUGCACCUCUCCGCCCCCCUGCCCCCCGCGCCCCACCUGCACGACUGUGCUGCGCGCUCUGCCUUCCGCCGCGCCAUGGAGCAGCGCGGGCGCAGGGGGCAGGCGCCACGAUGGGCGGACGCAGCGGCGCAGCAGUGUGAAGGCGUCCCGCAGCCCCCGUGGGUGCGCGGGUCGGACGCGGGCAAUCUGGGCGGCACGCGGGCGGCGCAGAGGGAUCUGUGGGAGCACCACCCCGCCCAGCACCCCGCCUGCCGAGGUGCGGCGCACUCAUGGGUGGUAGGCACGAGGAAUGGCACGAGGGAUGGCACGAGGGAUGGCACGAGGGAUGGCACGAGGGAUGGCACGAGGGAUGGCACGAGGGAUGGCACGAGGGAUGGCACGAGGGAUGGCACGAGGGAUGGCACGAGGGAUGGCACGAGGGAUGGCACGAGGGAUGGCACGAGGGAUGGCACGAGGGAUGGCACGAGGGAUGGCACGAGGGAUGGCACGAGGGAUGGCACGAGGGAUGGCACGAGGGAUGGCACGAGGGAUGGCACGAGGGAUGGCACGAGGGAUGGCACGAGGGAUGGCACGAGGGAUGGCACGAGGGAUGGCACGAGGGAUGGCACGAGGGAUGGCACGAGGGAUGGCACGAGGGAUGGCACGAGGGAUGGCACGAGGGAUGGCACGAGGGAUGGCACGAGGGAUGGCACGAGGGAUGGCACGAGGGAUGGCAUAAAAAAGGCACGAUGGAUGGCACGAGGGAUGGCACGAGGGAUGGCACGAGGGAUGGCACGAGGGAUGGCACGAGGGAUGGCACGAGGGAUGGCACGAGGGAUGGCACGAGGGAUGGCACGAGGGAUGGCACGAGGGGUGGCGGAUGGCACGAGGGAUGGCACGAGGGAUGGCACGAGGGAUGGCACGAGGGAUGGCACGAGGGAUGGCAUGAGGGAUGGCACGAGGGAUGGCACGAGGGAUGGCACGAGGGAUGGCAUGAGGGAUGGCAUGAGGGAUGGCAUGAGGGAUGGCAUGAGGGAUGGCAUGAGGGAUGGCAUGAGGGAUGGCAUGAGGGAUGGCAUGAGGGAUGGCAUGAGGGAUGGCAUGAGGGAUGGCAUGAGGGAUGGCGAGGUGUGUGGCGUGUGGCAAGAGGGAUGGCAAGAAGGCUCGAAUGCAUGCAAGCUGUCUGGAUGCGUGUGUGUGGCACCGCACAGCGCAUGGGGCUCGUGGCACUGCUACUUCCACCGCCUCACCUCGCCCGCCUGCCAGGCCGCUGCCCACGCCGCCGUCUCACUCUCCCACCCUGUUAUGGAGGGGGGACGCCUGCAAGGGGGACGGCUGGGAAGCACGGACGUGCAUGCAGGGGGGGCGGAGGGGUCAGAAGGCGGGGGGGGCGGGAUGGGGGCGUGCAGGCCAGUGGCGGAGGUGGGCAGUGCAGUGGCGUCAGAGGCGCAUGUGGUGUGCGCCACCACCCAUGUGCGGGCGAGUGCUGCGCUGGGAAUGACAACCCGCACUGCACUCGUCAAGCUGCUCGCCACUGUUGACCUUACCCUUGUUUCUCUGUUUCCCCCAACGCCUCCCCCUGUGUCUCUCUCCUACCGUCUCAUCCUCAUCUACCUCCCAUCUCCUGCUGUGUUCCCACAUCGCUGCUGGGCUGCUGCCACAUGCCAUGCGUCCUUGCCCUGUCCCUCCACUUUUGCACCUCCCUCAUCCUCCUGCUCGUCCCCUCCCCCAAUCCCCCCACAAGCAGUGAGGUUGGGCUAUCUCUCCUCUUUCCAUUGUAGCCACCGCCUUAUAUCCCUCUCGUCCCUCCACCCCCCCUGCCAUCCCCCCCUCCUCUUCGUGCAGGUGCAGUGGUGGAGGGCGCAGGCGCUGCGCUUCAUGCUGCGCUGGCCCUCGCCCUACCUCUGCCACCUGCUCAACCGUCACCGCCACCGCGCCUACGGCAUGCAAGUGGCGCGCGGCAUGGCCACGCACCACGCCGAGGCCCAGGGCAUCCUCUCCUCGCUGCUGCUGCCACCCCUGGCCGCCCGCCACCCCAUUGCAGCGCGCGCCCUGCAGCAGGAGGGGCGGGAGCUGGCGGCGCUCAACUUCUCGACUGCGCACUCGGUGGAGGCGCAGGUGUGGCCGGGGCUGGGCUUCCACGGGUGUGUGGCGCGCGGGCGCGGCAAUGUGAUGGCGACGCCGGGCAACCCCCUGUCAGACUACUUUGGGGCGGGGCGCGAGGCGUAUGUGCUGCGCCCCAUCGUUGCCAUGGACACAGGACGGAGGCGAGGGGUGGAGAGGCCGCCAAUGCAGCAUCUCAAAGAGGAUGAGCAGGAUAAGGAGGAAGGGGAGGAUGAGGAGGUGGGGAGGAGUGGGCAGGAGGGGGAGUUGGAGGAGCGGGGGAGGAGGGAGCAGAUGGCGGUGGUGGCGAGUGUGUUCCACGCGUACAGCCUCAGGCAGCACGACCCUGACCUCCACCACGUGUGGCUCACCGCCUCUCCCUCGCAGGCCACGCAGACACAAUUGGCAGCCUUCGACGACUGGACCUUCCUUAACUCCCGGCACGACAGCUACGGCCAAUCAGCGGCUGCCAGCAUGGCAGGUGUGGUGGGGUCACAGCUGGCAAGUGUGCUGAUCGCAGCGGAGUCAGACUACUUUGUGGGGUCACUGGCCUCGCGGCACACUCGCCUCAUCCUCGCCUUGAGGGCCACCAAUGACCGGCUUGCUGCACCUGCGGUUCUGCUGAAAUAA